Molecule: messenger RNA, 2085 nt
Organism: Kluyveromyces marxianus DMKU3-1042
Lineage: Eukaryota; Fungi; Ascomycota; Saccharomycetes; Saccharomycetales; Saccharomycetaceae
Gene: DPB11
Product: protein kinase activating protein DPB11
Exons: 1
Coding region: 1-2085 (694 amino acids)
Biological process (GO): mitotic DNA replication checkpoint signaling; DNA replication initiation; mitotic G2 DNA damage checkpoint signaling
Source: RefSeq, a predicted model, not a curated record
AUGUCUGGAAAAGGGUUUAGAGGACUCGUUUUUUGUCCCACUUCAGUUCCAGCAUCGGUUUCGGACAGUAUAUGCCAAAAGGUAACGAAGCUUGGAGGGACGUUCACCAAGGAUUUGACACGGCUGGUGAAUGUUUUGGUGGUUGGAGAAUUGUUUACGGCAAAGUACAACUUUGCCAUUAAGAAUAGAACGGAUAUUGUGUUUGUUAGGGCUGAAUGUAUCGAUGAGCUGUACGAAAUGUGGUUAAGUGGACAGGAUCUUUUACAGCUGGCGAAGUUCGACAUGCUAAAGUAUAUGGCAGAACAAUAUACGGUGCCGCCAUUUGACAGGUUCAAUAUAUUUAUAGGGCGUGUGGGGACGUGUGGCGGGUAUACGCUUGAAAAGCUUGUGGAGUUGUGCAAAUUGGGGAAAGUAAAGAGGCUUGAUACGGACCAUUUUAUCAGGAACUCGUCUUCGUCGAAAUCUGCGGCUGGACUGAUGACGAUAUUUGUGACGGACGAUCUAUCGGGCCAUCGUGUGCAGGCGGCAAUGGAGGAGGAUGUUCCUGUUGUUCACCCGAAAUGGAUAGUGGAUUGCAUGGAUAGAAUGGGGACUCUGGACUUCAAUGGAUACUAUCUUUUGAAGAACUGCCAGUCGCUGGAUUACGAGGAAAUUGGAGCCGGUAGUUACAUCAAGGUGCAUAAGAAGCAGCAGAAACAGGAUCUGCCGCAGCAGGAUCAACAGAACCCGCUUCCCGGGGAUUCGGUAGCCCCGCUGAAAAUCGCAAUUGACAAGUUCAAACCGCAGGCCACGCAAAUAUGGGGCAAGCUUCUAGCCAGAGAAGACCGAUCGGCGUCCAGACAGGGGUCUGUGAACCCACCUGCGGCGGCGGCGGCAGCGACAGUGGCAGCAGAAUCAGUAAACCAGGACUCGGAAAGUAUACCCGUGCGUGAGAAAAUGCUUGCGUCUACCCCUGGCGGCAGCAAUAUUUUCGCCGAUUGCCAUUUUGUGCUAUACCGUUUUGAGCCAAGACAAGUAACCAUCUUAUCCAGUGUGAUCCACGGAAACAAAGGCACUUGCUCCUUAUUCAGUACCGAUUCCUCACCGACAAAACCAGGCGUUUUCUACAUAUGUUCGAGCCAGUACGCAGCUACUCUCCUUCCAGACUUGCCCCCAGGGGCCCAAUGGUUGACAGAGUUCUUUAUAGAGCGCUGCUUGUAUUAUGAGCAGCUUUUGGCUCCAGACCUCUGGUCCCAGCCUUUUUACAACAAAUUCGAAUUCACACCUCCGCAAUCAUUAUUGCAUGGCUCAAAUCUCUCCUUCCAUAUAACUGGAUUCCAUGGUGUAGAACUUCUUCACAUAAACAAAAUUAUAGAGGUAUUGAAAAGUAUAGGGUUCGAGCACCAUGAGAAAUUGACUAAGAAGACGGACUUCCUACUAGUCAACAUCUCUCAGCUCACUUCUAUUCCAAAAGAGCAUACCCUCAGACAGAAUAAAUACGCUUCCAUGUUCCGAACCGAUCUUGACAUGAAGAUAUCAUUGAACCAAGCGCAAAUGUUCAAGAAUUCGAUGAAACGGAAAUUCGAAUUUGUCAAGACAAGACACCAAAUACCAAUACUUACGCCCAGCUUUAUUAUUGAAAUGUUCCACCGAUCUAUGAAGCAGAAUAAACCUUCAGUCAACAUCUAUUUCAACGAUGUUAACUGGUGCAUUUCCUGUCCAAAAGGUUCCAAAACUGAUUUCAUGCUGCAAAUUAUUCCAAAACCAGUACAACAGCAACAGAAACAGCAGCAGGAGAAAUUAGAAUCUGUGUCAGAAAUGGGGACUCCUGCUAUUACGAGACCAUCUUCAGCAGCCUCUUCUUCAGCAGCGUCUGAGCAUAUAAACGUUCCACACAGAGAAAGUCGUUGGGGAAAACUACUGUCAAAUACCUUGGAAAAGGAAAAUGAGGAGCCUAGUUUUAUUCAAGAAGAUCAAGAGUCAGACCCAAACAACCAUGAUCAUAUCACACAUACCCAAAUAACGUACGGAACGGCUCCUAAAAAUGUGAAGAGAAGAAAAAUCUCAACAAGAAGUCAAGUUAACGAUGUCAUUUCACGAGUUUAA